AUUUUAUUAAUUCAUAAACUACAACAUGAGCUGUCCUGGAUUUGGCGAAGUUAAUAUACCCUCGUCGCGCGCCUUUUGGGACGACUGCGAGGAGGACGAAUUUGAGAAUGUCGGCCAGGCCGAGAAGUUGCAGCUAAAGUUCGACGGGGAAUCUGGCCUGAAUGUAGCCGCUCUGCAGAGUGAGAUUCUAGUUGUUGUUGAGGGUCCGAGCGUAACACACUUUGGCAGCUCGGUGCUACUGAAUGGCACCAAACGAAUAUGCGGAAUUCCUCCGAAGACAUCUUCGCUGCACUGGAAUCCGACAUCCAAACAGCUACUGGCCGUUCUCGAAGAUGACCUCACAAGCAGUGGGGAGGUCACAGAGCUGCUCUUACCAUAUGCCAAAUUGGCCAAGAAAGCGGUGACCAUCACGCUGAAGUCAAAGGUCGACUUUAAGAGCGAGGAAAUUCAAAAAUAUAGUGACGAUAUAGCCAUUGUACGUGGGGUUGGAGUGAACGAGACGGAUACGACUGAGCUAGAGGCUCCCAACUUCAUAGCCGGUGUGGCGGCGGGCAUUGCCAGCUGGCGAAAUCAGGCGGACCUGCCCGUGAGUUCGUUUGUAGUCUACACUGACAAGCUGCCUUUGGACUCCACGGCUGCCCAACCAGUGCUCAAGCUGCUCAAAGCAGUUGGAGUGUCGUGCAGUCCCAGUUACGUGCCGGCUCGCAAGGAGAGCUCUUACUUAUAUAUGUAAACUAAUUGCGGUGCAGAUUUUUAUUUUUAAUGCGGUUUUGGUAGCAACAUUUCACAAUAAUAUACAAUGAUGGACCUGAUUUAUUUCAAUA
Messenger RNA from Drosophila persimilis, 824 nucleotides. RefSeq lists its product as uncharacterized. Gene Ontology annotation, cellular component: endoplasmic reticulum. Bases 26 to 733 code for a protein of 235 amino acids. Gene Ontology annotation, biological process: proteasome core complex assembly. NCBI's taxonomy places the organism in Eukaryota, Metazoa, Arthropoda, Insecta, Diptera, Drosophilidae. The record is from RefSeq and is a predicted model, not a curated record. The transcript is spliced from 3 exons. Gene Ontology annotation, molecular function: proteasome binding.